UUCAUUCUCGAGACAGAUGGAUCCUCCCCUUUCAAAAAACCCUAAUUCACUCCUCUCUGAACUCCCGUUCGUCACUCUCUCACUCAUACACAUUCUUCCCUGACACACACACGCUGAAGCCUCUAGUAACAAGUGGGAAUUACAAAGUUUAGAGCUAAAAUUCAAAAAUUGCUAAGCUAAUUUUCAGUUUCAAAUUCUUGUCUUCUCUCACAUUUUCUGGGUAUUUCAGAGCUUGAUGGAGCUGUAGAGCUUGUUUCGAAGCUAAGAGUUUGAUUUAAACUCAAAUCUCUGUUCGAUUCCGCUGAUUUUACUAUUUCGGGAACUGCUGAGCUUCGGUCGAGUUUGCCUCUGCCUUUAGUCGGUUUAUUCGAGUUUUCUUUGUUCAACCAGAUUAUUGUCAUGUACUAUUUCUGUAGCUGAUGCUCUUUGGUGUUGGGACGGCAAGUUCAUUUUGUUUCAAAGGAGUAUAUAUUAACUCUACUAUUAUAGUUGGUAAUAUUUUCAGUAGAAGAAGUUUUAGUACAAUGAAAGAAGUUGGAACUCAUAAUGCCUUGAGUUUGCCUACUUCAGAAUAUGUGGGAGAGGCUCCUGUUCUACGUCCUGUCUCUGUCAGAGCAAAAUGUUCUUCAAAUGUUCAAUCAACCCCAGAAAUCGAAAAGAAGUAUGUCCAUGGUGUUUAUGAUGCCAUUGCUCCCCAUUUCAGUUCCACUCGGUUUGCAAAGUGGCCUAAAGUGUCAGCUUUCUUGAACUCAUUAUCUCCCGGUUCACUCAUCUUAGAUGCUGGAUGUGGAAAUGGGAAAUACUUGGGGUUAAAUCCUAAUUGUUUCUUUAUUGGGUGUGACAUUAGUGCUGCUCUUGUUAAUAUAUGUGCAGAUAGGGGACAUGAAGUUUUGGUUGCAGACGCUGUGAACCUACCAUAUAGGACUGGUUAUGGUGAUGCAGCGAUUUCUAUUGCUGUGUUGCAUCACUUAAGUACUGAAGAUAGGAGGAGGAAAGCGGUGGAGGAACUCGUCCGUGUUGUUAAAAAGGGUGGGUGUAUUUUAAUUACUGUCUGGGCCAGGGAACAAGAAGACACGUCGUUAGUUGAAAAAUGGACACCACUUAACCAAAGGUAUAUAGCAGAGUGGAUAGGACCAGGAAGUCCUCGAGUUCGCAACCCUUCAUCUCCUCGCACCCUUGUAAGCAUCCCAGAAGCAGAGGAAAAUGGUACCGGGGAGCAGUUGAAAGACCUACAUGCAAAGUCUUCAAAAGUAAAAUCAGCUGAAGUUAUGGACUCAACCUCUCAGGAUAAAGGUCGUUCUUUGCUUACUGGAUCUGGAAAAGGUUAUGCAGAGCAACAGGAAUUCUUUGUUCCUUGGCACUUACCUUAUCAUCGAGCUGAAGUAAGUGGGGCUUCAGCUGUUGCCUUAGCUAGUGGUUUGGCAAAGAAAGAUGAUAAGAAGGGUUCUAUGGUGUAUAAUAGAUAUUACCACGUUUUUAGUGAAGGGGAACUUGAAAGGUUGGUGUCUGGUCUGGGUAAUGCCAUUCUCGUUGAUAGAUUCUAUGACAAAUCAAAUUGGUGCAUCAUUCUUGAGAAAACAUCGUGAUAGUGUUGAACUUUUCAAAUGAUUCUUGCGCUUCCAUUUGGCGAAGUCAAAUCUAUUACUUGAAGACAAUAACCCUAGUUGUGAAAGGGUGAUAUUGUCUUGAUGGAAGGAUUGUAUUCUACAGAUUAUGGAGGUUAUCAACAGAAACAUAUGUCUAGUUUUUCAUUCUCCGCUGCUCGCUCAGUUGUUGCUUGUAUCUCUCAUCCUGGAUUCCUGGUGUUAUCACAUGCCUAAUGUGGUUAUGCAUGACAAUAUCUUGUAAAAUGCAAUUCUUUUUUAAAGAUUUUGUGUGACGGGCCUGAGAAUGAUGACAAUAUCAAUUUUGCAUUCUGCUUUUAUUUAUCUUCCCAUAAGCAAAUGAGAAGUCGUGGAGUGUUA
Nicotiana attenuata is the source of this 1964-nucleotide messenger RNA. Its product is annotated as alkylated DNA repair protein alkB homolog 8-like. Gene Ontology annotation, molecular function: S-adenosylmethionine-dependent methyltransferase activity; tRNA binding. The transcript has 3 exons. The record is from RefSeq and is a predicted model, not a curated record. Bases 420 to 1586 code for a protein of 388 amino acids. Gene Ontology annotation, cellular component: nucleus; cytoplasm. Gene Ontology annotation, biological process: tRNA wobble uridine modification. Lineage: Eukaryota; Viridiplantae; Streptophyta; Magnoliopsida; Solanales; Solanaceae.